AUGAUUUGCCUCAGAGCCAUCCCCUCCCCUCGACUCCUCCACCUACCCCUCCCCCGCCUCGCCUCCUCCCCGCUCCGCCGCAUCAGGCCCUCCGCCGUCCUCUGCGCCGCCGCCGCCAUGUCCUCCUCCCCCUCCGUCGCUGCGCCCACCGUAGCGGCACCGGUCGAGCACAUCGUGCUCAUCAAGGUCCGCCCGGAGGCCGUGGCCUCGGGGGCGGCCGCCGCGAUGGUCUCCGCGCUGCAGGCGCUCUCCACGCUCGUCCCGGGGGUCUCCUACAUCCACGCGGGCCCCGUGCUCCGCCUCCGCUCCCCGGCCGCCGAGGCGCUCGGCCCCACCCACCUCCUCCACUCCCGCUACGCCACCAAGGCCGACCUCGCCGCCUACGCGCCGCACCCGGCCCACGUCGCCGCCGUGCAGGCGCACGUCGCCCCCAACGCGCUCGACGCCACCGCCGUCGACUGGGUCAACGCCGCGGGCGCCCCGUCCCCCGUCGGCCCCGGCGCCGCCGUGCGCCUCACCCUCGCCAAGGUCAAGGAGGGCGUGGAGGUCGGGCAGCUCGUGGAGAAGGUGGCCGCCGCCACCAAGGACGCCGGCGAGGCCAGCGGCUCCAAGGUCAGCUUCGGGGAGAACUUCUCCCCCGCGCGGGCCAAGGGGUACCAGUUCGGGAUGGUGGCCGUGUUCGGCAGCGUCGAGGAGCUGGACGCCGUGGAGGGCGACGGCAAGGUGGAGGAGGCCAAGGCCGCCCUCAGGCCCAUGCUCGACGAGGUCAUGGUGCUGGACUUCGUCGUCGACGCUCCGGCGGCCGCGAGCCUCUGA
Molecule: messenger RNA, 816 nt
Organism: Triticum turgidum subsp. durum (durum wheat)
Lineage: Eukaryota; Viridiplantae; Streptophyta; Magnoliopsida; Poales; Poaceae
Source: the annotation of a GenBank genome assembly